This is a messenger RNA of Sparassis crispa, 654 nucleotides long. RefSeq lists its product as hypothetical. The transcript is spliced from 3 exons. The record is from RefSeq and is a predicted model, not a curated record. NCBI's taxonomy places the organism in Eukaryota, Fungi, Basidiomycota, Agaricomycetes, Polyporales, Sparassidaceae. Gene Ontology annotation, molecular function: hydrolase activity. The coding region runs from base 1 to 654 and encodes 217 amino acids.
AUGUGGCACUCCUCUGAUUUUCUACUUGGUGUGGGGAUGGUUAUACUUCAGCCAUCUACCGACAAGGUUGUGCUGGUGUACGAAACAGAGCGCAAGUACUGGUUCUUGCCCAAAGGCAGAAAGGACAUUGGCGAAAGUCUCGAACAGGCGGCCUUACGGGAGGCAUAUGAGGAGUCCGGAUAUCGCGUAGAGUUCCUGCCCCUGUUCACACCUACGAAUGCUCCUCCCGCCCCUAACUCUGACCACGACUUCUUCGAUUUUCCCAACACGGAGCCUUUCUAUGUGUCCGCACUUGCCUGGAACAAACGUACGCGCAGACAAGGCCGCCCACCUCGCACAGGCGAUAACGGGGGCGAAUACCUCACGUUCUGGUAUGUCGGGCAGAUCCCGGACGGAGCUGUCCCUGAGCUCAACACUGGAAUGCCUGACGAGAAAAACUACAAGAGCUACCUCCUGACCUUCGACGAGGCUUUGCACGUUACCCAGGGAAAUGCUGCACCUAUGACACGCAAGCUCGUUUGUGCCGCGUACACACUUUUGACCAGUACUCGAAGGACGAUGGUUGCCAUGGAACAAGCAACCCUUCUGGACCAUCUCAAUGUUGACAACGAUCACUCCUCGGGCGAGGAUCGGAGAGAGGAUCGGCGGGCAUAA